GCCGGAUAUUAUGAUGGCUUCCUCGACAGUCAUCGUGAGCAUCGUGCUGGGACUCGCCAUAUUGUACGUUCUGAGUCGACCGAGAAAUGCUGGUCGCGCGCCAUUACCACCCGGCCCGAAAGGGUUACCAGUUCUGGGGAAUUUGAAUGACUUGCCUAAAUCCGGUGUGCUCGAGGCCCACCACUGGCUGAAGCACAAGGAUCUCUAUGGCCCGAUUAGUUCAGUGACCGUGAUGGGUCAGACUCUGAUCAUCAUCAACGACUCCAAACUCGCGUUCGAGCUCCUGGAGAAACGGUCCGCCAUCCAUUCCUCUCGUCCGAAGCAGAUCUUUGCCGGGGAGAUGUUGGGCUGGGAGAACUCGCUAGGCCUGUCUCCAUACAACAAUCGUUUCCGAACCUACCGCAAGAACAUGGCCAAGAUCAUUGGCUCUAAAUCAGCAGCCUCGCAAUUCAGUCAGUUGCAAGAGGCUGAAGCUGGCCAUUUCCUGUUGCACGUCCUGGAGAAGCCCGAGAACUUGCUUGAUCACAUCAGACGGGAGGCCGGCGCCGUCAUCUUGAAAAUCGCUUACGGCUAUACUGCCGAAUCGGACAAGGAUGAUCCUCUCAUCGACAUGGCUGGUGACGCGAUGGAUAAGUUUGCGCGCGCUGGAGUGCCCGGUGCUUUCAUGGUCGACAUUAUGCCCUUUCUGAAACGACUACCAGAAUGGUUCCCCGGCACAGGAUUCAAGCAAACGGCCAAACAGUGGGGCGCCGAACUCACCGAUGUGGCCGAGAGACCCUACGCAUUCGUCAAGCAACAGAUGGCCCAGGGCAAGAACGAGAGUUCUUUCCUCUCUCAGCUUCUCGAGCAAGGCGACUCGGAUCCAGAGGAGAAGUUCACAAACAAGUGGUCAGCCAUGUCUUUGUACACAGCCGGUGCGGAUACGACCGUGUCUUCACUAGCAUGUUUCUUCCUCGCCAUGACUGUCUCCCCAGAAGUCCAGAAAUCAGCCCAAGAAGAAAUCGACCGCGUCGUCGGAACAGACAGACUCCCCACCGUCGCCGAUCGCGAGAAUCUACCGUACGUCGACGCCGUUGUCAAGGAAGUCCUGCGCUGGCACCCCGUCGCCCCGAUGGGUCUCCCGCACACCAGUACCGAGGACGACAUUUGCAAUGGGUACCUCAUCCCCAAAGACGCCAUGUUGUUUGCGAAUGUCUGGUACUUCACCCACGAUCCCCAAUCGUACCACGACCCCAUGACGUUCAAGCCAGAACGCUUCCUCAGCACCAGCACGAACGGCCACAACACGCCCGAGCCCGAUCCGCACAUGUACGUGUUCGGCUUCGGUCGACGGAUCUGCCCGGGAAAGCUCCUGGCCGACAACGCGCUAUACUUGACCAUUGCGCAAUCACUCGCGGUGUUUAGUAUCGGCAAGGCUGUCGAGGACGACGGGAGAGAGGUCGAGCCUGAAGUCAAGUUCCAGCCGGGCGUGGUCAGUCACCCUGUACCAUAUAGGAACACGAUCAAGCCAAGGUCGGCGCAUCAUGAAGAGCUGAUUCGAGGCAUCGAAAAGAUGUACCCGUGGCAAGAAAGUGAUGCGAAGACAUUAGAGAGUAUGAGUUACUAA
Molecule: messenger RNA, 1606 nt
Organism: Exophiala xenobiotica
Lineage: Eukaryota; Fungi; Ascomycota; Eurotiomycetes; Chaetothyriales; Herpotrichiellaceae
Exons: 6
Coding region: 11-1606 (531 amino acids)
Molecular function (GO): heme binding; monooxygenase activity; oxidoreductase activity, acting on paired donors, with incorporation or reduction of molecular oxygen
Source: RefSeq, a predicted model, not a curated record